AUGGUCUUUCUCUCCAUCCUUCUAACUCUUCUCAGUUCUGCACAGGCUUGUCCUCCUCCACUUUCAACGAUUGGCCCUUCGACCACUAACGGUUACUCUACCUCUUUUCCCUUUACCUUCCCAACUACUACCGUAACCACGAAACCCGAACCUGAACAGGUAGAGGUGACAGUGGUCACUAGGGAGAACUACGACGUAACUUUGAACGAUGCCCACCUGCAAGCAGUAAAAGCUUUGAUUAAUGACUAUGCAAAAAUCAACGGAAUUGUCUACAAUGAAAAUUUCGUCAAAGAGACCAUAAAAAACGAGGGAGGCAAAUUUGCAAUUGUCUUCAACAUAUUAGGCGUUGGAUGUGAUCAGGUGACAAACUUCGCAACUGGAGCAAAAUACAGCAUGAACUACAUCUCCAGUGUCCGAGUCAAAUGUGGAGAUCAAGCAGAGAUUCCAAUCUAA
This is a messenger RNA of Cylicocyclus nassatus, 453 nucleotides long. Lineage: Eukaryota; Metazoa; Nematoda; Chromadorea; Rhabditida; Strongylidae. The record is from the annotation of a GenBank genome assembly.